This is a messenger RNA of Eptesicus fuscus (big brown bat), 2294 nucleotides long. It is a transcript of the gene FAM110B, whose product is annotated as family with sequence similarity 110 member B. The transcript has 4 exons. The record is from RefSeq and is a predicted model, not a curated record. Lineage: Eukaryota; Metazoa; Chordata; Mammalia; Chiroptera; Vespertilionidae. Bases 800 to 1912 code for a protein of 370 amino acids.
UCCCACUCGGUGCAGACCGAACCAUCGCGGCCGCCGCUAGCCGGGGCCCUCCACGGCCGCGCGUCCUGGGCCCGCUCGGCCGGCCCGGUCCACUCUCUGCCCGUGGCCCCGCGGAGGCGGCUGCGAGGACUGGGCGACCCUUGCAGCCCGCGAUCGGCCCUCCAGAAGCGCCGGCGGCCCGGAUCCCAGCCCUCGCGGGCCCCGACUCUCCCUCCCCGCCAUCCCUGGGAACCUGGCUCCCGGCUCGGGCUGCACCGCCCGGGACCGGGGAGCGCGGCCGAGAAAUCCCCAAUUGGACACCUAUCCUGUUCGUUUCCCGUCUUGAAUUGGAAGUUAGCAACACUCUCUGAGGCCUGAGAGGAAAACAAAUGAUACUUCCUGCUGCAGCGAGUACUUUAAGAAAGGAAGGAUUCCCGUGACUUCUGCCUGCCAGCCCUGAAGUACUCAUUCCUUUCAACUCUGCCUGCAGUGGAACACAAAGACCUGGAGGAAACUCCCACAUCCUCGAGGAGGAGAAAGGAGGCGGCGAAGCAGAUUAAAGGCACUCGUGGCUCGUGGCCUUUUUUGUACCAGGGCUGCCUGGACGGCGGGGGAAAGUGAGUGGCAAGCCACAGUGGCGGUGAAUGGGCUGUGAGAUGAGGCGCUGCCGCCGCUGCUGCUGCCGCUGCCGCUGCCGCUGACACUCAGGUUCCAGGGUCCGUCCGCUGCCCUUUGUGCUUCGUGUACAUGAGUCUACCCAGCGCAGCCGGAGGCGCCCAGCAGAGAAUCCAACACGGCCGCCGGGGAGAGACCACCCGCCAUGCCCACGGAGACCCUACAGACAGGUAGCAUGGUGAAGCCGGUCAGCCCCGCGGGCACCUUCACCUCGGCGGUGCCCCUGCGCAUCCUCAACAAAGGGCCCGACUACUUCCGCCGGCAGGCGGAGCCGAACCCCAAAAGACUCAGCGCCGUGGAGAGGCUGGAGGCCGACAAGGCCAAGUAUGUCAAGAGCCAGGAGGUCAUCAACGCCAAGCAGGAGCCGGUGAAGCCCGCCGUGCUGGCCAAGCCCCCCGUGUGCCCCGGCGCCAAGCGCGCGCUGGGCAGCCCCACGCUCCGAGUGUUCGGGCCCAGCGCCAAGACCGAGGGCGGCGUGCACCGGGAGACCCUGAAGCUCGAGAUCCUGAAGAACAUCAUCAACAGCUCGGAGGGCUCCAGCGCAGGCUCCGGGCACAAGCACAGCUCCCGAAACUGGCCUCCGCACCGGCCCGACGCCACCGACCUGCACCGGCACUCCUUCGCCGAGUCCCUGAAGGUCUACCCCACGCAGGGCCGCGGCAGCCCGCAGGAGAGCAGCUCCCACGUGGGCAGGAGGCUGCUGGAGCAGACCGCCGAGUCCUUCCUGCACGUCUCCCACAGCUCCUCGGACAUCCGCAAAGUGACCAGUGGGAAGCCCUUGAAAGCGAUCCCCUGCAGUAGUUCCGCCCCUCCCCUGCCUCCCAAGCCCAAGGUUGCGGCCAUCGCCCCCAUCAAGUCCCCCGAAGGCGACCCCGUGGAACCAGCCUGCGGAGUCAGCCGGAGACCCUCCCUCCAGCGGUCCAAGUCGGACUUGAGUGACAGGUAUUUCCGCGUGGACGCGGACGUGGAGAGGUUCUUCAACUACUGCGGACUGGACCCCGAAGAGCUGGAAAACCUUGGGAUGGAAAACUUUGCCAGGGCUAAUUCGGACAUCAUCUCCCUCAACUUCCGCAGUGCGAGCAUGAUCAGCUCAGACUGCGAACAGUCUCAGGACAGUAACAGUGACCUUAGAAACGAUGACAGUGCCAAUGACCGGGUGCCGUAUGGCAUUUCUGCGAUCGAAAGAAACGCUAGGAUCAUCAAGUGGUUAUAUAGCAUCAAACAAGCUAGAGAGUCACAGAAGGUCUCCCACGUGUAAGAGACCGCGCGCGUGUGCGAAGGAGGGAGAGGGGUGGGUCUCUUUGUCUGUGCAUCCGCAGUUGUGAAGGUCGUGAGGUCUCCUUGAAGUGUUGUGAGCUUCUCCACUCUCUUUGUGUUGCUUGUUGUGCAAUGUCUUCAAGUUGCAUGCCUGUCCACAAGGGGGACUGACCUGGCGCCCCGGUCAACCAUCGCUGCAGAGCCUGGCUGAACACGCGUCACCUGCCAAAAAAAGUUUCGGGCCAGAAUCGGAUUUAGGGCUUUGAUCUCAAGCAAAACUGUUUACACAUGAAAACGGUAUACAACUUCUUCAAUAUAUUUAUGUGGUUCCUGUGUUUUAUAUCCCGCGCUAUUGUGUCUUAAUUAAAAGUUUUAUCAACUGG